This is a messenger RNA of Impatiens glandulifera, 1113 nucleotides long. RefSeq lists its product as uncharacterized. The transcript has 3 exons. The coding region runs from base 191 to 1054 and encodes 287 amino acids. NCBI's taxonomy places the organism in Eukaryota, Viridiplantae, Streptophyta, Magnoliopsida, Ericales, Balsaminaceae. The record is from RefSeq and is a predicted model, not a curated record. Gene Ontology annotation, molecular function: hydrolase activity, acting on ester bonds.
CUCUCUCUCUAUAUAUAUCAAUCUGUGGUAAAGCUUACGGGGAUCAGAAAAGAAAAUUAGGGCAGGAGUUAGAUUUCAACGCUCAAACCGCCCUUUAUAAUGCCCGAGGCGUUUCUAGUAGAUCUAUCAGAGAUGUUGAAUUGUGAUUUCUAGAAGAAGGCGAAAGAAAAACCAUUCAGAAUCAACAACCAUGAUGAAGCUAUUUGAUGCUCACUGUCACCUUCAAGACCCAAUGAUACUAACCAAAGCUCCCCAGCUUAUAAGAACUGCUCUUGACAAUGGCGUCCUUCAUUUUGCAGUCAAUGGAACAUGUGAAAACGACUGGCACUUAGUAAAGCAGUUAAGUGACAACAAUCCCAGUAUAAUUCCUUGCUUUGGUAUCCACCCUUGGUUCAUCCUAGAUCGAACUCCUAAUUGGAUGAAUACAUUAAAGGAAUUUUUGGAUAGAAAUCCUUGUGCUGCAAUUGGAGAGAUUGGAAUUGAUAAAGGCUCACAGGGAAAGAAGAUAGAUUUCAGUCAACAGAUUGAAGUUUGCACUAAACAGCUUGAGUUAGCUAAAGAGCUUAAGAAACCAGCGUCCAUUCACUGCGUUCGAGCGUUUAACGAUCUUCUUCAGAUAAUGAAAUCCGUUGGACCUUUUCCAAAUGGGGUUAUCCUUCAUUCCUAUUUGGGUUCGGCUGAAAUGGUUCCUAUGUUUGCUGAAUUGGGUGGUUACUUUUCAUUUUCUGGAUUUCUGAUGUCUCUUAAAGAAAGCAAGGCAAGAAGAAUUGUGAAGUCUGUUCCUGCUGAGAGGUUAUUACUGGAAACUGAUGCACCUGAUGCUUUACCAAAAAUGUCGGAUAAGUCUUUUCCUUUGUUUAUGGUUGAAACAGAUCAUGUGGGCGAUAAUGAAACGCUGAAUCAUCCUGCUAAUAUAGUUACUGUGCUGGAUUAUGUUGCUUCCCUUCUUGAUAUGAGUAGAGAAGAAAUCGCGGAUUUGAGUUAUAGAAACGCUGUGCGUUUGUUCUCUUAUGAAGGUUCUAAAGUGUUGUUGGAACAAGGUAAUACCUGUUGAGCUUUCUUUGUUCUAUGAGAAUGUAUGACUUUUCUUUGUUUAUUAAGGGAAUUACAUAA